Messenger RNA from Vespa crabro (European hornet), 10070 nucleotides. RefSeq lists its product as uncharacterized. The coding region runs from base 567 to 9962 and encodes 3131 amino acids. The record is from RefSeq and is a predicted model, not a curated record. The transcript is spliced from 11 exons. NCBI's taxonomy places the organism in Eukaryota, Metazoa, Arthropoda, Insecta, Hymenoptera, Vespidae.
CGCUUUGUCUUCAACAGUGAACUUGGCGGCCCUGAUUUGGCUGGUUUGUUGGAUUAUGCAUCAAAGCGUCGGUUGAUUGAGUGUUGAUUAAAUAUAAUAUAUACAAGAUUCCUUUGGUUUCUUAACCAAAGGAAUUUGUACUAAUUCCAUAAACUUACAAAUUUAAAUAUAUAAGUAUUCUUUUGAAAUAUUCUAUGGCGUAGUAUUUCAUAUAUUUGUCCAAUUAAAAGUUCGUAGUUUAUCCAGUUGAAAAUCAAUAGUUAUACGACAAAAAAGAUUGGUUAUGCUUACUUAUAUCAGUGAUAAUAAUUAAAUGGAUGAUAUACGUUCAAAAAAAUGACAAAGACGUUGCCAACAUAGAUCCAUACAUUAUAAAAAUAAUACAUGUCUCGUUGACAUUGUAUAUUUAAUGUAUGUGUGUAUGUGGAUAUGUAUAUGUAUACGUAUGCGUUAAGUGAAUAUAUAUAUAUAUAUAUAUAUAUAUAUAAUAUAUGUAUGAACAAAUACAAUAAAGGCAUUGAUGUUUCACAGCAGGCAUACUGUGCUCUGUGUUAGGCCCCCAAACAAUGUCUGAAAGUUCUAAGAUGGGCCUAUUUGGCUCAAAAGAUAAGAAUAAGGAACAAAAAAAAGAACAAUCUAAAAAAGAAGAUUCUCCAGACCGUUAUGCACCAUACUGCAUCGACAGUGAUUCAGAAACCUAUGAUACAGAGGCAUUAAGCAUUAUGGAUAUAAAUGACAUUAUUGGUGUUCAAUCAGACCCUGUCAGUGACUCUACAUUAGAAAGUGAAAUUGCUGCUCUUUCACAAAUAAUCACUGAUUCAAAAGUAGAGAAUAACCAAACAAAUAUAAAGUCUAAUACUCAGAGUAAAGACAUAGAUAAUCAGAGUAUUAUUUGUGGUGAAAACAAAGAGUUUGGCGAUGAAAGAAAUAUUAUGGAAAAGGAACAGCAAGUGAUAGAAGACCCUAUAAAUGUCUCUGAUAUAAAUAUUUUUGAUAGUGGUAAUACUAUAUUACAGUUACAAACUAGUAAACAUAAAAAUAUAUCUGAAAAUCUUGAUUCAGAUAGUUGUAUAAAUACUAAUACUAAUUUAGAUACUGACUCUGAUCUUGCAUCUUUGAGCAACGUAUGUACAAUAUCCUCUAAAGAAGUUCAUUUGGAACAUGGAACAAGAUGCCAUGACGAAUCUUAUAUCAAGCACAAUGCAGAUGCUUCAUUGGAAUCUACUAUAAAUGAGGUUUUCUCUCAAACUACUGUAAUAGAAAAAUCUAUUGCAGUUUCAAAAGUAAGCAUAAAUAAUGACCAUGCUAAGAAUUAUAAUAUAAAACAUGAUGUAGAUACAUUAGUUAGCGUUGAAGGUAUUAGCGAAAGUUUGCAACUUAUUGGUGAAGCAUAUAUAUCAGAGGAUUCACAAGAAACAAAUUCAAUUGAAACUAAUUUAAGGAAGGAUGAAGUACCAUUAACCUUUACUGAUAUUUCUCUGACAUUUCAUGUAAAAAAAGAAGAUAAUUCAAAUACUCUAAGUAAUGAAAAACAGAUUAUAGAUAACAUAAAUAUUGCAUGUGAAAAUAUAAUAUCUAAAGAGAAAUUAAAAGAUUCCUUAGAACAUAAAAAUCUGUCAGAAGACUUCAGUAUUGUAGAAAAAACCUUAAGUAUUAACAACAAUAGAAAUGUGGAAGUUAUCUCUCUAUAUAAUCUAGAAGAAAAAAAUAAAGAAGACAAACAAGAUACAAGUCUUACAGUCAAAAAAUUUGAUACAGAAGAGUUACAUAAUAUAAAAAAUCCAGAUUUUGAACCGAAUGCAAUAAAAGAAACACUACAGCAAAUACAACCUGUCUUUGAUAACAAAGAAAAUAAACAUACAUGUGAGGAAGUGCAAUGUUUAUCUGAAUAUAAAGAGAAAUCAGAAACAAUAUGUGUAACAGAUAUAGUUCCAAAUGAAAAAACUGAAAUGGAAGACAAAAGUGAAAUAAAUAAUCAGUUAGAAAAAACAUAUUCAAAAUCUAAUAAUAAAUUUAUAGAUAUACAAGCAUUAGAAAUUGAAUCUAACACAGGAAACAAGAAGUUAGAAGAAUAUAAAACUAAAAAAAUCAACCCUAUUGAAACAGUUGAUCAUUUUAAAGAACAAGACGAAAUUUGGAAUACAUCUGAAACUGGAAAUCUGAAUUGUACAGAAGUAAUAAAUAUAACUACUCCAGAUAAUAAUAGUAUGAAUAAAACAGAAGAUUUUCAACCUGACGUUAUAACACAAUCACAAACAAAUAAAUUAGAACCAAUAGAAGAAUCAAACAAUGAAGAACAUUUAACAGAAUUAUGUACGACUUUUAAUAUGACUGAAAAAGUAAUAUCUAUUAAUACUGAUACUCUUGAUUCAGCAUGUACAGAGUUAAAUACAACAAAUAUAUUAACAACUGUUAAUUCAGAAAAAAAUAUUUCUAAUAAUAAUGUUAAUUCCAAUUAUAUAGAAAAUACAGCUGAAGUUAGUUUCAGUUCUUCUGAUAAUAUUACAGAAAAUUCAUUGGUCAAAAGUUGUUAUUUUCUAGAUAACAAUAAAUCUUCAAUAUUUCCAGACACUACAGAAUCUGUCAUGGUAAAAUUGGACGUUUCUGGAUUUAAACCAAAGCAUGAUCCUAUACUUCCUAAUAAUUCGGAAGUAUUGGAAACUUGUAUCUCACAAGUAGAAAAAAAAGAUUGUUUCAAAGAUAUUACCAUUUCCAACAAAUCUACAGAAUCAGUGCAAAUGGAAAUUGAGGAACCUGAUAAUAAAACUGAUGUAAUUUCUGAUUUUAACAAAAGCACAAUUAAAACAUUACAAGACACGAAUAAAAUAAAUGAUAAAAAUAAUAUGAAUACGAAGCAAUGCUUAUUUCAAGUACCUAUGAAACAAAUUGAUGAAGUAUCAUUAAUAGAAAAUGACAAUAAAAACAGUAAUUCUGAACAUAUACUUAAAAUAGAAACUAAAACUCAUGAGAUAAAAGAAGAAAAACAAUAUAUUCAGGAAACGUGUACAUUUGUAGAAGACAUAAACAAAGAUGUAGUUUCUCCGAAAUUAUUAGAUGAUACUAAGACAUCCUUUUCUCUGGAAGAAAAUAAAAUAAUAGAAGAUAAAAUAAUAUAUGAGACAAAUAAAAGAGAAGAUAUAGUUUCUUCAAAAUUAUUGGAUGAUAAUAAAGCAUUAUCUUUUUCUUUGGAGGAAAAUAAAAUAAUAGAGGAUAAAGUAAUAUGUGAAACAACUGAAGAAAAAUGUGACUUAGAAAAUAUUCCAGACAUAGAUGACACAACACAUAAUGAAAUUAUGAAAAAUAAUGAAGAUAUAGUUAAUAAAAAGGAAAAUUUGGAUGAAGUUACUAAUGAAGCUCAAAUAGAUCAAACCAAAAAGAUGUUGGAAAAGAAAAUUGAUCUAAUUACAAAUGUUGAAAAAAUAGAUUUAUCUAUUACAGCAUCUAGUAUUGAAGAAAAUAUUAUAAAAGAGGAUGUAAAAGAAAUCAAUCAAGAACCAAAUGGCACUCUAGAAAUAAAUGUAUCUGCUUCUUUUAAGAAUACAAAUAAUUUUCAAAAUAUAUUGCAAAAAGAAAAGAAGAAUGAAAAUGUAGAAAUGUUUGUAUGCACAACUAAUAAUACUAUUCCUAUCUUAUCAGAAGACACUGGUUUAUUAAUGGAAAAAGCAGAUAUAGAAGAUAGUAUAAAAAGUUCUAUUUCAGAAAAUAAUCUGAUAAAUAUUCUUGAAGACACACCUAAAAUGACAGAUAUGUUUUCAGAAGAACAAUGUCAAAAUACUCAAGACAUCAUGGAAAGUAUUUUAGAUAAUGUGACAAAUGUAACUGAUCUUAAACAUCUUUUAAGUCCAGAAAAUAAUACAAGAAAUGAAAAUGAGGAUGGUCUUCAACAAUCUGUGGAAUUGAUAACAGUGGAAAAUGAAGAUAAAGAAUUAGUUCAAAAAUUACCUGAAGUAUCAUCUGAUAUGCUCCAUAAAGAAAUAGAAGAUCCAAUAGAAGCACCAAAUUUAGACUCACUAGAAGAAUUAUUAGAUCUUGACUUAAUACCUGAAAGUGAUGAAGUAACAAUAAAAGAUGCAAAAAUAGAAGAAGAAGUACAAGAACAAGUAGAAGCAAUAGAUAAAAAUGUAGAUAUGACACUCUUUCUUCAGCAGUCUGAAGAUACAUCAUCUAUACCAGAAAAUCCAGAUUAUAUAGAACAUGUUAUUAAUAAUUGCUUAACAGAUAGAAAUGAUGUAUCAUUGGAAGAAACUACUGGUAAAGUAAAUAUUGGAACUUGUGAUCAAGAUAAAAUUGAAAUGAAUAUAACAUGUAAACCAAAAGAAUUAUUAAAAAUCAAUGAUGAUAUAAUAACUAUGUCUAUAACUAAACAUUCAGAUGAUGUAAAUUUACAAAAACAACUGGAUGUUAAUAAUUCUUUACAAAAUAAUGAUCUAAAUGUUGAUUAUAUCGGGAAUCCACUUGAAUCUGUAGAAAAUUUAGGAAAAGGAACUUCUAAAUUAGAAAUUCCGCAAAAUAUUCUUUUAGAAAAUACAAAUCAAGAUGAACAUCUGAAUGAGACUUCUCUUGAUAUAGACAGCAAUCAGGCCACUCCUGAUAUUUCAGAAUUAGAAUCUGCUGUAAAAUUUUUACAAGAGUCAGAAGAGCAAGCAGUAGAGUCUUCUUUGGUUCUUUCUCCAAAAAUGGUAGAAAGUGUUGUUAAUGAUAUAUCAAAACAAGCAAAUUCAAAUCUUUUUGUACAGGAUGAAGAUAUUUGCAAUGAUACUUCUGAAUUGGUAGUUGAAUUACAAAGAAUUACUUCUGAUUCUAUUUCUAUAUCUGAAGCUGAGAUUAUAUCAGAAGCAGCAAAAUUGGAAAAUGAACGGAAACUUGCUGAACAAAUUAAAGUAAAUACUUCUAUAUCUUGUAUUGAAGAAAAUAAAUUGAAAGAAAAUAAAGAAAAAAUAGAAAAUGUUCCUUCAACAAUCGCUACUUAUUUUAACACAACUACAGAGAAAAUGUCUAGUGAACAAAUAUUAUAUAAUUCAAAUGUACCUAGUACAAGUUCUGUAAAUUCUAAGAUAUCAGAUAGAAUGGCAAUAAUAGCUGAAUCUAUUCCCAAAGUUUCAAUUUUGGAAGAACGUUUGAAAGAACCACCAAAAAUAGAAAUUCCUACAUCAGAAAUAACAAAAAUGUGUGAAACAUUAACGAGUACAAAAGAUAGUCUUCUAAUACCAAAAGAUGCAAAAAUGUCUGUAUAUCCAAAAAUGUUAGAAUCACCGAAAUCUAUCGAAAACAGAGAAUCCAAAAUUGUAGAUACACCUAAAAAGGAAAUAGAAAAACAUGAUUUUGAAAAUGUUGGAUCUCCAAGAAUAAUACUAAAGAUUGUUAAAUCUGCAAUUGCAGAAUGUGCUGAACCAAGAUCGCCUAAAAGUCCAAAAAUUCGAUCAGCAACUAAUUCUCCAAAUCCAGAAGAUAGUCCGGGUCAAAAAUUAGGAAAAAUUAAAUUAAAGCUUUCAAAAAGUGGACAUCCUUCUAUAAUAUCAAAUGAAAACAUUGAAGAUGUAAAUCAAUGGCAUACAGAGAGUGCAGCAUCAUUAUCUCCUAUUGGCAUGAAAAUUAAGUUAUCAAAGACAGGAGAUGCUUCAAUUUUACCAACGGAAAAAUACGAAUCUAUGGAUGAUUUAAAGGAAAUAAAGCAUAAAUUUGAAGAAACUAAAAGAACAGAAUCUCCAUUAGGAAUGAAAAUCAAAUUAUCAAAAACUGGUGAUGCUUCCAUUGUACAACAAGAUUCAAAAGAUAUCACAACAAAAUAUAAAGAAAAACUAGAUGUUAUGCAGGGAAGCCCAAAAAGAAUAGAUUCUCCUAUAGGAAUGAAAAUUAAACUUUUGAAAACUGGAGAUGCAUCCAUUGUACAACCAGAAAAACAAGAAAUGUGUGAAGAUCAUAAAGAUGGAAAAUUAAAAGAGAAAGUAGAAACUAUUUCUGAUCUACCAAAAAGAACUGAAUCUCCAAUCGGUAUGAAACUGAAAUUAUCAAAGAGUGGAGAUGUAUCUAUUGUAUCCCCUGAUGCAACAGAUGAAGGAAAAGAUAUAGUAGCCAAAUCAAAAGAAAAACUGGAACCAUCUCCAGAAAUUCCUAAACGCACAGAUUCUCCAAUUGGAAUGAAAAUUAAAUUAUCAAAAACAAAAAGUGGGGCAUCUAUAAUUUCCAUAGAUAAUUCCGAAGAAAUGAAAGAAAAAAUAGAUAUUUCUGAUACACCAAAACGAACAGAAUCUCCUUUUGGAAUGAAAAUAAAAUUAUCAAAAAGUGGAGAUGCAUCUAUUAUACAUUCCGAAGUUUCGGAUGACAUGAAGGAAAUUAAACAAAAAGAAAAAAUAGACGUGUCUCAAGAUUCAACAAAAUGCACAGAGGUUUCAUGUGGAAUGAAAAUUAAAAUGAUGAAAUAUGGAGAAACAUCUGUAGGUUUACCAGAAUUGAUAGAUCGACAUGAAAGUAAUCAUGAUUCAUCUCAAAGAAUAGAAUCUAUUGGUAUGAAAAUAAAGUUUUCAAAAUCUGGUGAUGCAUCAAUAGUUCCUCCUGAUAAACAAGAACAAAUAGAUGAACAUAAGUGCAAAGAAACAUUAAAAGAUUUACCUAAGCGAACAGAAUCUCCAAUUGGAAUGAAGAUUAAACUUUCAAAAACAGGAGAUGCUUCUAUAAUACAAAAUGAAGUAAUAGAUAAUAAUAUAAAUAAAAAUAUCAACAAAUCGGAUAUAGAGUAUCAAAAAAAUUGUGAUACUUCUGUAUGUGCAAAAAUAAAAACAUCAAAAACUAGUGAUCCUCCUUUAAUAACAGAUUCUGAGAAAAAAGAGAAACAACAAAAAAGAAAAGAAACUGAAUCUCCAUUAGAAAUGAAAAUAAAGUUAUCAAAAACUGGACAUCCAACAAUUGUACCUUGUGAAGUACAUGGAGAUUCUAUUCAUAAAUUUAAAGAUACUGUAGAAACAACGAAUAAUUUUCCUCAUAGAUAUAAAGAGUCUGUAUUGCACAAAGAUUCACCAUUGAAGAUCCUUAAGACUGGACAUUCAACAAUUAUGCAAAAUACUCGUUCUGAAUUAACUAUUGAACCAGUACAAAUACAAGGGAAAAAAAUGGAAAAUGCUAGUGAAUUAUCUUCUAAGCGAAAAGAAAUAACAAUAUCACCAAUCGAGAUGAAAAAAUCAAAAUUAGAAACGCAUUUGUCACAAAUUCUACCAGAAGUUACCAUACAACCAGUUAUAUCGAGAGAUCAAAAACAACUAUUAUUUGAUCCAAAAACAAGUUUAAUUAGUCGUCAACAAAUGAAUGUUAUAAGCCAAGAAAUUAGUAUUACACAAGUAAGACCAUCCAAACAAGUGGAUGUUUCUAUGAGUGAUAAACUAAAGGAUAUGUUAAAUAAAAAUGUUACUAGUUCUCCAAUUGGUUCAGAUUGUGAAAUAAUUGAACAUAGACCUGAAUUAAUAAUUGUUAAUGAAAAUUCAAACUCUAGUCAAGAUGUCAUGAUAAUAGAAGAAGUACCAGCAAUCCGAAUGCCUGAAGUUAAAAUGCCCAAAAAACGAGGCAGGCCACGUAGAAAUCCACUUCCACCACUGACACAUACUUCAACGCAAAUAUUGAUACCUCGAGAUCCAUUGGCUUUGGAUGAGGUAUCACAAGUUGUCCAACUAGAACAUAGAGAAAAUGAAAGACCUAGGAGAACAUGUAGAAAUCAAAAAAGUUAUGCACCACCUAAAAGAGGACGUGGUAGAGGUCGUGGAAAGAGAAAGUUAGACAAUUCAGAUCUUCCACUUAGUAAGAAGCCCAGAAUUGAACAAGAUUUGAAUGCAAUAGAAGCUUCUACAAUGGCUAUAAUUACUUUAGAUGAAUCUCCAAAACAAGAACAGCCCUUGAGGAAAUCAUCUGAAUUAUAUAAAGCUCUUAAACAACCCCCUAUAGAUAUAAAAAAUAUAAACACUAUAUGUAAAAUUGAAAAACAAUCUUUAUUAACAGUUCGAAAAGAUGGUGUAAAACAAAUGGAUAUUCCUAAAACUACAAUUUUAGAUUCUAAUGUUAAUACUCAAAUAGAAUCUGUUAUGGGAUCUGGUAUCGAAGAAGAAAAAUUGUUAGCAAAAUCAACAAUGGGAUCAACAUUAUUAGACUGUAAAGUGGAAAAUGCAAAAUCUACUGGACAUGAAAGUAAGGAAAUGCUUAUACCUCCAGGACAUCCUAAUUGGUUAACACCAACAUCAAAAAGACAAACAGAAGCUACAUCCAAAAAUGAACCAGUGCCUUCUUUACAAGUUAUUGAUGAAGAAACAAGAAUGAGUGCAGAAUCUAAUUCAAGAUCUCAAACACCAGCUAGAAAUAUAUCAACACAAGCAUCUGAAACAAUAAUCAAUGAAGAAUCUCAGGGAAGUGUACUUAGUACUGCAACUACUGAAUCGGAGAAAGUAAAAGUAAAGAAUCGAAGAAUGGAAAUUAAUUUUGACCCUGAUGAAGGUCCCUUUACUGUUGACAAAAUAGCAGAAUAUGAGUGGCCUCUAGAUCGUAAAGGAGAAACAUUUAUGAUACAAGAACAAAUAUCACAAUAUUUAGGAGUGAAGUCGUUUAAAAGAAAAUAUCCAGAUUUAAAGCGCAGAAUGGUUGAUAUGGAAGAAAGAAAUUAUUUAAGAGAAAAUGGAUUAGUUAGUGAAGCAAUGUGCGAUAUGGGUUUAACAGCAGUUUGCAGUUCUGAAGUAUUAGAUGUAAUGUGUAGUGAUUUUCCUGAUCAAUAUGAGGAGUAUCGAAAACAUAUGCGAGAAAAACAAGUUAAAGAACAUUCCAAAAAGCAGAAAGAAUUAACAGCAGCAGCAAAUGCUGAAAGGAACAGAAUAGAUUUAGCAGAAAUGGCAAUACAGUCUGCUUUGUCGUGGAAUAUUAAUUUAAAUAAAUCACGUAAAGAAAACAGAAAAUGUAGUUUAGAUUUGCAGACUUUCACUAUUCAUGUGCCAAAGAAACACCACAAGUUUGAAACAGAUCGAAAGAUAAGUCAUUACCCUGUAGCUUUGAUACCAGGUCAAUAUACUGACUAUUAUCGCGAAUAUACACCUGCUGAAUUGAGAUAUUAUCCUCUUAACACAGUUUUGUAUGGUCCUAUGCGGCCAAAUGAACGUAAGUUUGAUAGUCAAUCUGAAGGUUCACAAAGUGAUAGUGAUAGUGAUACUUCAACUGAUGAUUCAAGUUCCACCUCCAGUGAAGGAACACAAGAUACAGAAGGGUCUCAAUCAACAAUGGAUGAUGUAGAUAUGGAAAUAAAUAACCAAAAAGAAGAAACUAAAUUAAAAUGCAAAAUGUGCUUAAAAAUGUUAAAUAAACACGGCAAAAAUGAAAUAUUAAUACAAUGUGGAACUUGUAAUGGAAAUGUUCAUCCAUCAUGUAUAGAAUUAACACUAGAUAUGGUUCCACAUAUUCAAUCUUAUGCCUGGCAGUGUACUGACUGUAAAACAUGUGCACAAUGUCAUGAUCCAGCAGAUGAAGAUAAAAUGUUAUUUUGUGAUAUGUGUGAUCGUGGAUAUCACAUAUAUUGUGUUGGUCUUCGACGAGUACCUGUUGGAAGAUGGCACUGUCAAGAAUGUGCUGUGUGCGCAAAUUGUGGUUCAAAAGAACCUGGAGGUGCUAAUUCUGAUAGAAACAGUGUAGCACAAUGGCAACAUGAAUAUAAGAAGGGUGAUAAAAAUACUCGUGUUUAUGUUUCCACAUUGUGUGUUCCAUGCUCAAAGCUAUGGCGAAAGGGUCGCUAUUGCCCACACUGCAGUCGCUGUCAUACUGCCUCAAGACUCGACCUGGAGGCGAAUCUAGUGCAUUGCAGCGCAUGUGAUAAAUAUCUGCAUUUAGGUUGCGUGGAGACUAAAGGACUGGUAUUUGAUAAAAAGAAUUAUUUAUGUGAUUUUUGUGCUCCAAAUCGACAACCAUUAAUGAAACCCUUGGUAUCAAAAGUAUUCAAGACAUGAAAAAAUUAUAUCUUUAUGUAAACUGUAUUUUGUUCAUGUGAAUGACAAGCCUUAUAUUUUAAAACAUCAGAAGAUACUUGUUCGGCAAUAUAUAAUAUUAAGAAAUUA